This is a messenger RNA of Pterocles gutturalis (yellow-throated sandgrouse), 1941 nucleotides long. RefSeq names its product v-myb avian myeloblastosis viral oncogene homolog (gene MYB). Gene Ontology annotation, biological process: regulation of DNA-templated transcription. Lineage: Eukaryota; Metazoa; Chordata; Aves; Pterocliformes; Pteroclidae. The transcript has 14 exons. The record is from RefSeq and is a predicted model, not a curated record. Gene Ontology annotation, cellular component: nucleus. Gene Ontology annotation, molecular function: RNA polymerase II cis-regulatory region sequence-specific DNA binding; DNA-binding transcription factor activity, RNA polymerase II-specific. The coding region runs from base 1 to 1941 and encodes 646 amino acids.
AUGUUCCGCUCUGUGUCUCACUGUGUUUCCUUCUGCAGUAUAUAUAGUAGUGACGAUGACGAAGAAGAUAUUGAGAUGUAUGAUCACGAUUAUGAUGGUCUGCUUCCUAAGACUGGAAAACGUCACUUAGGAAAAACCAGGUGGACCCGUGAAGAGGAUGAGAAACUGAAGAAACUUGUGGAGCAGAAUGGCACAGAAGACUGGAAAGUCAUCGCCAGUUUCCUUCCUAAUCGGACGGAUGUUCAGUGCCAGCACCGAUGGCAGAAGGUACUAAACCCAGAACUUAUCAAAGGUCCGUGGACUAAAGAGGAGGAUCAAAGGGUAAUAGAACUCGUGCAGAAAUACGGUCCAAAGCGCUGGUCUGUCAUUGCUAAGCAUUUGAAGGGAAGGAUUGGAAAACAGUGCAGGGAGAGGUGGCACAACCAUUUGAAUCCAGAAGUGAAGAAAACCUCCUGGACAGAAGAGGAAGAUAGAAUUAUUUACCAGGCACACAAGAGGCUGGGAAACAGAUGGGCAGAAAUUGCAAAGUUGCUGCCUGGACGAACUGAUAACGCUAUCAAGAACCACUGGAAUUCCACCAUGCGCCGCAAGGUUGAGCAGGAGGGCUACCUGCAGGAGUCCUCCAAAGCCUGUCACUCCUCAGCAGCUGCCGGCUUUCAGAAGAGCAACCACUUGAUGGGCUUUGCCCACAACCCACCUUCUGCACAGCUGCCAGCCGCCGGCCAGCCCCCACUGAGCGGUGACUACCCCUACUACCACAUCGCCGAGCCAGAAAAUGUCCCUGGUCAGAUCCCAUAUCCAGUAGCACUGCAUGUAAAUAUUGUCAAUGUUCCUCAGCCAGCUGCUGCAGCUAUUCAGAGACACUAUAAUGAUGAAGACCCUGAGAAAGAAAAGCGAAUAAAGGAAUUAGAGUUGCUACUAAUGUCGACUGAGAAUGAACUGAAAGGGCAGCAGGCAUUACCAACACAGAACCACACAUCAAACUACGCUGGCUGGCACAGCACCAUGAUUGCUGACAGUCCCAGGACCAGUGGUGAUGAUGCGCCUGUUUCCUGUUUGGGGGAACAUCACCACUGUACUCCAUCUCCACCAGUGGAUCAUGGUUGCUUACCUGAGGAAAGUGCAUCCCCUGCGAGGUGCAUGAUUGUUCACCAGAGCAACAUCCUGGAUAAUGUUAAGAAUCUCUUAGAAUUUGCAGAAACACUCCAGUUAAUAGACUCCGUAAAAAACACUUCAUCCAACCACGAAAACCUGAACCCGGACAACCCUGCACUAACUUCCACCCCAGUGUGUGGCCAUAAGAUGGCUGUUGCCACGCCGUUCCACAGGGACCAGACUUUCAAAGCUCAGAAGGAAAAUCAUGCUUUCAGAACUCCAGCAAUCAAGAGGUCGAUAUUAGAGAGCUCUCCAAGAACACCCACUCCAUUCAAAAACGCACUUGCAGCUCAGGAAAUCAAAUAUGGUCCUUUGAAGAUGCUGCCUCAAACUCCGACUCAUCUUGUAGAAGAUCUGCAGGACGUUAUCAAGCAGGAGUCCGAGGAAUCUGCAAUAGUUUCUGGGCUACAUGAAAGUGGACCCCCUUUGCUGAAGAAAAUCAAACAAGAGGUGGAAUCUCCAACAGAUAAAACUGGAAAUUUUUUUUGCUCGAAUCACUGGGAAGGAGAAAACCUGAACACUCAGCUCUUUACACAUGUGUCUGCUAUGGAAGAUGUGCCAAAUCUUCUUACCAGCUCCAUUUUGAAGAUGCCCGUGUCUGAAGAUCAUGGUAGCUUUCACAAAACAUUUGCAGUACCUAGGAACAGGCCACUGGGUAGUCCUCUGCAGCAUCUGAACAACGCCUGGGAGUCAGUGUCCUGCGGGAAGAUCGAGGAUCAGAUGGCCCUGACGGAUCAGGCACGCAAGUACAUGGCCGCCUUCCCCACCCGGACUCUGGUGAUGUGA